Molecule: messenger RNA, 933 nt
Organism: Aphidius gifuensis
Lineage: Eukaryota; Metazoa; Arthropoda; Insecta; Hymenoptera; Braconidae
Product: pyroglutamyl-peptidase 1
Exons: 2
Coding region: 262-933 (223 amino acids)
Biological process (GO): proteolysis
Cellular component (GO): cytosol
Molecular function (GO): pyroglutamyl-peptidase activity
Source: RefSeq, a predicted model, not a curated record
UCUGCCACCACUUGAAAAUAAAAAUUGCGCAAUCUUAAAGUAGUGUGUGAAUGUUGUAAAUUUUGUACACAUUUGUAAAUAUACACACGAUACACACAGACUCACUACUCACUACUACUAUUAUUAUUGUUUAUUAUAAGUAAUUGUUGAUUUUUUUUUAAAAUUUUAUGUCAAUUAUGUGGUUUCAUUGUCAAGACUAUUGAAGACCAUGAGAUAAUCGAUGAAUCAGAUAUUCAAGUUAAUAAAUUUAAAGUUGAUAAUAUGAAUAGUAAAGAAAAUAUCCUACGCCAAAAUCUACAAAUUAAUGAUGACAAUGAUGACGUUGAUAAGAAUAAAUCAAUCCAAGAAACAAUAAAUAUUAUUGUCACUGGAUUUGGUCCAUUUGGUAAACAUACAAUAAAUGCCAGCUGGGAGGCUGUCAAACAUUUAUCAAAAUUAAAUUCCAAAACACUAAAAGAACAGUACAAUGUCAAUUUAAUCAUCCAAGAAAUUCCAGUAGUUUAUGAUCAUGUUGCUAAGAAUAUUCCUGAAAUAUGGAAACAAUAUAAUCCACUUUUUGUGAUUCAUGUUGGUGUAUCUCAUUUAGCAAAAUGUAUUCAAAUUGAAAGUCAGGCUUGUAGUUCUGGCUACCUUAGAAAAGACGUUGAAAAUAAUUGUCCUGAAGCUAGUGACCAGUGUUGUUUUUUAUCCACAAGUUUAAAUGUUGCAAAAUUAUGUCAAGAUUUAAAAGAUAAACAUGAUUGUACUGCUUGUGUAUCAAAUGAUGCUGGAAGAUAUCUCUGUGAAUUUAUAUUUCAUCAGUCACUCAGUAUCAAUCAACAUAAAACACUAUUUAUUCAUGUACCAGACUUUGAUAUUUACCCAAGUGAAAAAACAGCCAAAGAAUUAUUUAAUAUUAUUUGUUGGCUUCUAGAUAAUCAUCAACAAUCAUAA